GCCGCCCGCCCCGCCCCGCCCCGCCGCCCGCGGCCCCGCGCGCCGCUCCUCGCACAGCGCCGGGCCGUGAGGGAGCGGCCGCGCCGGGUCACCUUCCCGGCCGCCGGCAGCCCCGAGCCGCCCCCGAGCCGCCGCCAUCCGCCGCUGCGGGCCGUCCCCGCCCCGGGGGAGCGGGUGCCCCGGGGCAUGAGCUGCUCCUCUGGGAGCGUCGUGCUCCCUGCCGGAGAGCCGCCGCGAGCCGCCGCCGCCGCCCCGCUGGAGCUGCCGGCCGGGGCGGGGGAGGCGAGCGGGGACACCCCCGAGGAGGGCGAGGGCCGGAGGGGCGGCUCGGAGAGCGGGGCCGCCGGCGGCGACAAGCCCGAGACGCGCUCGGUGUGCAGCAGCAGCGAGAGCGGCAGCGGCGGCCACGCCGGCGGGGCCGGCCCCAUCUGCAAGAUCUGCUUCCAGGGCCCCGAGCAGGGUGAAUUGUUAAACCCUUGCCGCUGCGAUGGCUCAGUACGAUACACGCAUCAGCUUUGCCUCUUAAAGUGGAUAAGUGAAAGAGGGUCAUGGACCUGUGAACUCUGCUGUUACAGAUACCAUGUUAUAGCCAUUAAAAUGAAAAAGCCUUGUCAGUGGCAAAGCAUUACUAUAACACUGGUUGAGAAAGUGCAGAUGGUUGCUGUAAUCCUAGGAUCUCUGUUCUUAGUAGCAAGUGUGACUUGGCUUCUAUGGUCAGCCUUCAGCCCUUAUGCAGUAUGGCAAAGAAAGGACAUCCUUUUUCAAAUCUGCUAUGGAAUGUAUGGUUUUAUGGAUCUAGUAUGCAUAGGACUGAUAGUCCAUGAAGGUGCAUCUGUUUAUCGAGUGUUUAAGCGCUGGAGAGCUGUGAAUCUACACUGGGAUGUGUUAAAUUAUGAUAAAGCCACGGACAUAGAAGAGAGCAAUCGAGGAGAAUCCUCAGCAGGGAGGACAUUGUGGCUGCCACUGACUGCAUUUAGAAACAGAAGUUUAGUUCAUCCAACACAGUUAACCUCACCGAGAUUUCAGUGUGGCUAUGUGUUGUUACACCUGUUCAACCGCAUGAGACCUCAGGAGGACUCAUCAGAGGAUAACUGCUCUGGGGAAGUAGUGAUGAGAGUGACCUCAGUGUAAAGAUUGUGCUCACUGUGCUACACAGAGAAGGAUAAUGUGCCCUGGUGUUACAGGACUGCGGAAUGUAGCUAUGAUGAAUGGUGAAACCAUUAACACUUGAAAAAAUAUAUACACUUCUUUUUUUUAAAUUUAAUGUUUUUUAUAUGAUCAGAUAAAACACAAAUACAUUUUUCUGGGGAAAAAAGUCUCUUGCUUUUUAUAUAGCCUGAUUUAUUGAAUCUUUUCUCAAUUUGUACCUGAGGUGUAUGUAACAUAGCUUAAUUCUUAGGUCUUUGAAUGAUGAGGAAACUCAUUUUUAAGUAAAAAGAUAUAUUUAAAUGUAUUUUCUUAAACUCUGGCUUUAAUCCACUACUGUUAUUUUUUCCACUUUCAUGAGGAUUAAACUGGACAGCAUUCUUCCAAAAAGAAUAAGAAUGUUGAUACAAGUCAAAUAUUUUUCCUUUUCUGUCUUUAUUUGCUGUUGUUUGUAGCUCAGUUCAGGUGUGUGAAAGUAAGUGAAGGAUAUAUUGUCCUUUGCAUUUAGGCAGGAAGUCCAGUGGAUGUUCUACAAAACCUAAAGGAAGAUGGGAAGUCUUUUCUUUUAGCUCUCCCAGAUGUCCAUGCAAGAUAUCAGACACAAGUAUGACACAGAUAGGGGAAGAGUCUUGUACUGCCUCUCGAGUCUCUUAAGAUCUGCAGAGUGCUAUGCCUGUGCACAGAAGUGAUGUUACCUUCUGAGCAGUGCUGCUGGAAUUAGCAAUGUGUGAAUCUUUAGUACCAUGCUAAUUAUAGGUCAUUGAA
Molecule: messenger RNA, 1911 nt
Organism: Motacilla alba alba
Lineage: Eukaryota; Metazoa; Chordata; Aves; Passeriformes; Motacillidae
Gene: MARCHF11
Product: membrane associated ring-CH-type finger 11
Exons: 4
Coding region: 187-1131 (314 amino acids)
Biological process (GO): protein ubiquitination
Molecular function (GO): ubiquitin-protein transferase activity; zinc ion binding
Source: RefSeq, a predicted model, not a curated record